Messenger RNA from Pleuronectes platessa (European plaice), 3009 nucleotides. Its product is annotated as NACHT, LRR and PYD domains-containing protein 12-like. The transcript has 10 exons. Bases 64 to 3009 code for a protein of 981 amino acids. Gene Ontology annotation, molecular function: metal ion binding; protein binding. The record is from RefSeq and is a predicted model, not a curated record. Lineage: Eukaryota; Metazoa; Chordata; Actinopteri; Pleuronectiformes; Pleuronectidae.
GUGAGGUGUCGGACUCCAUUUUCACCUGGAUGAGCAGAAGGAAGAAAAGUGAGCAGACUGAAGAUGAGUGGUUAUCAGAACAGGAGGGAGUCCAUGACACCUCCUCUAAACUUCAGUAAUGAACCUGGACCCUCACACACAAAAGGUCAGGACCACAGACUGAGAGCAGAGUCUCCAGGGUCCAGCUGUGUGUCUCUAAAGAGUGACCGGUCCAUGGAACCUCCUCUAUUCUUCAGUAAUGAACCUGGACCCUCACACACAGAGGAGAGGAAGAGGAGUCAUGUUUCUGAGGAGGAGCAGUCGUCCUGCUGUGCUUCGUGUCAGGACGUCCUGAAGGAUCCAGUCUCCACCCGCUGUGGACACUGGUUCUUCCGACGGUGCAUCACCUCACACUGGGACCAGUCUUGUUCUACAGGAGACUCCUCCUGUCCCCAGUGUGGACAAAGAUCCAGAACAGGAGCUGGAGCUCAGACAGCCGCAGAUCGUGGUCUGCAGGAGGUUUUAGAUGAACAUAAGCUCAGUGUGAGGAGGAGAUGUGAACAUGUGACUGAAGGAGCUGAUGAAACCGGAAGUAGAACCCUCCUCAACAGGAUCUACACUGAGCUCUACAUCACAGAGGGACAGAGUGAAGAGGUUAAUACUCAACAUGAGGUGAGGCAGCUUGAGAAGGCUUCCAAGAGGAAGAUCCUCCACGACACUCCCAUCAAGGUCCACGACAUCUUUAAAGCCUCCACUGACCAGCAGAGCAGCAUCAGAGUCGUCCUGACCAACGGCGUCGCUGGCGUUGGAAAAACCUUCUCUGUGCAGAAGUUCACUCUGGACUGGGCAGAGGGUUUAGAGAACCAGGAUGUGGAUCUGCUGGCUGUGUUUUCGUUCAGGGAGCUGAACCUGGUGAAGGACCAGCAGCACAGUCUUCUCACGCUGCUCCAUGUUUUCCAUCCAGCGUUACAGAAGCUCACUGCAGAGACGCUCGCUGUCUGUAAACCUUUGUUCAUCUUUGACGGCCUGGAUGAAAGCAGACCUUCUCUGGACUUCAACCAUAGGGAGCUUGUGUCUGAGGUCACACAGAGGUCAUCAGUCAACGUGCUGCUGACAAACCUCAUCCGGGGGAAUCUGCUUCCCUCGGCUCUCGUCUGGAUAACCUCCAGACCUGCGGCGGCCAAUCAGAUUCCUCCUGCAUGUGUUGACAGGGUCACAGAAGUACGAGGCUUCACUGAGGCCCAGAAAGACGAGUACUUCAGGAGGAGAUUCAGUGAUGAAGAGCUGUGCAGCAGAAUCAUCUCACACAUCAAGAGGUCCAGGAGCCUCCACAUCAUGUGUCAAAUCCCAGUCUUCUGCUGGAUCAGUGCUACAGUUCUGGAGCACAUGUUGACCACAGACCAGAGAGGAGAGCUGCCCAAGACCUUGACUGACCUGUACUCACACUUCCUGCUGGUUCAGACAAAGAGAAAGAACAACAAGUACAGUGUGGGACACAAGACAACUCCACAACAGCUGAAGAGGGCUGACAGGGACGUUCUCCUGAAGCUGGGGAGGCUGGCACUUAAACAACUGGAGGAAGGAAACAUCAUGUUCUACCAAGAAGACCUGGAAUGGUGUGGUCUUAAUGUCACAGAGGCCUCAGUGUACUCAGGAGUUUGUACUGAGAUCUUCAGAAGAGAGUGUGUGAUCUUCCAGAAAUCAGUCUACUGCUUUGUUCAUCUGAGCGUUCAGGAGUUUCUGGCUGCAGUCUACAUGUUCCACUGUUACACCGAGAGGAACACAGAAGAACUCAACAACUUCUUGGGAACAUAUGGGAACAGAGACAGUACCUUCUCCCUGGAUGACCUCCUGAAGAGAACCAUGGAGAAAUCCCUCACCAGUACAAAUGGUCAUCUGGACCUGUUUGUUCGCUUCCUUCACGGCCUCAGUCUGAAGUCCAACAGGAGAGUCUUAGGAGGCCUGCUGGGUCGGACAGGGAACAAUCCAAAGAUCAUUCAAAGAGUCAUCAACAACCUGAAGGAGAUGAAGAGUGAUGAUAUUUCUCCUGACAGAAGCAUCAACAUCUUCCACUGUCUGACUGAGAUGAACGACCACUCAGUUCAUCAGCAAAUGCAACAGUUCCUGAGGUCAGAGAACAGAUCGAAGAAAAAACUCUCUGAGAUCCACUGCUCAGCUCUGGCCUACAUGCUGCAGAUGUCAGAGGAGGUUCUGGAUGAAUUGGACCUGGAGAAGUUCAACACAUCAUUCCAGGGUCGAUGGAGACUGAUCCCAGCUGUGAGGAACUGCAGGAAGGCUAAACUUGAGGGUUGUCUACUCACAGAGACUCACUGUGAAGUUGUGGCCUCAGCUCUGAAGUCAGACCCCUCACAUCUGAGAGAACUGGAUCUGAGUGGAAACAUUAACCUGCAGGAUUCAGAAGUGAAGCUGCUGUGUUCUGGACUGGAGAGUCCAAACUGUCGACUGGAGACUCUGAGGUUGGAGAGCUGCUGUCUGUCAGAGAUCAACUGUUCUUCUCUGGCUUCAGCUCUGAGGUCAAACCCCUCUCAUCUGAGGGAACUGGAUCUGACAAGAAACAACCUGCAGGACUCAGGAGUGAAGGAGCUGUGUGGUAUUCUACAGAGUCCAACCUGUCAACUGGAGACUCUGAGGUUAAAGAGCUGCAGACUGUCAGAGAUCAGCUGUUCUUCUCUGGCUUCAGCUCUGAGGUCAAACCCCUCUCAUCUGAGAGAACUGGAUCUGAGUAGCAACAAAAGUCUGCAGGACUCAGGAGUGAAGGAGCUGUGUGGUUUUCUACAGAGUCCAACCUGUCGACUGGAGACUGUGAGGUUGUGUGGCUGCAGACUGUCAGAGAUCAGCUGUUCUUCUCUGGCUUCAGCUCUGAGGUCAAACCCCUCUCAUUUGAGAGAACUGGAUCUGAGAGGAAACACCCUGCAGGACUCAGGAGUGAAGGAGCUGCUUGAUCUAAAGCAGAGUCCGACCUGUCGACUGGAGACUCGCUCAUUCAGUGAAACAUGUCUUCACCUGUAA